This is a messenger RNA of Xenia sp. Carnegie-2017, 2974 nucleotides long. RefSeq names its product phosphatidylinositol 4-phosphate 5-kinase type-1 alpha-like. Gene Ontology annotation, molecular function: phosphatidylinositol kinase activity. The record is from RefSeq and is a predicted model, not a curated record. The transcript is spliced from 19 exons. Bases 216 to 2390 code for a protein of 724 amino acids. Gene Ontology annotation, biological process: phosphatidylinositol metabolic process. NCBI's taxonomy places the organism in Eukaryota, Metazoa, Cnidaria, Anthozoa, Malacalcyonacea, Xeniidae.
AAACAACCCGAGUGCCUGACGAUGAUCAUAACAGACAAUUGCUGCUAAUAAAAAUAUGUUGGAUAUUGUUCAAAUUUACUGCAAUUUCUUUAUCAUUUUAAACGCGAUUGGUUUUAAAAUCGUUUUAAUAAUCAUUAUAUUAUACAUUUAAGUAUACGAUGUAAAUAUUAACAAUAUAGAAAUAGCGUUCUUCCUCCUUAAAGUCGGUCGAUAAAAUGAGUACGAACGAACCGGUUGAACCAGGAAAAGGUGAAACAUCAUACUCUUUAACUGCAAAAGGGAAGCCUUCUGAUGGAAAGUACAAAGUAAAUGAGGUUUGCUACACAUACAAUAAGAAAUUUCUUUUUGAAAGAUGCAUUUUAUUCAGUAUUAUGUUUGCUAAGCAGUUAAAUCAGUUAGACUCGGGAUUUGAGAGAACCAAAGAACGAGAAAUAGAUGAAUCAUCAUCAUCAAAGAAAAAAGAAACAAAAAUUGGUCACAGAAGGAUCAAUGAAGAUGGUCAGAUUACUUAUAAAAAGCAACCAUCUUCAGCUUUAGUGUCAGCCAUUCAGCUUGGUAUACAGUUUUCAGUUGGUCGACUUACCUCAAAAGCCGAACGUGAUGUUCUAAUGGGUGAUUUUUACGAAAUAGAGAGUGUAUUUUUUCCAAGUGAUGGUGGUCAAGAAACUCCAGCUCAUCAUUAUAGUGACUUUCGAUUUAAAGCUUAUGCUCCUGUUGCAUUUAGAUAUUUUCGAGAAUUAUUUCACAUAGCACCUGACGAUUUUCUUAUGUCCCUAACUCAUGAACCACUACGUGAACUGGCCAAUCCUGGUGCAAGUGGAUCAUUGUUUUAUUGCAGUGUUGAUGAUCAAUUCAUUAUUAAGACAGUUCAACACAAAGAGGCAGAGUUUUUACAAAAACUACUGCCCGGAUAUUAUUUGAAUUUGAACCAAAACAAGAGAACUUUAUUGCCUAAGUUUUUUGGUCUUUAUUGUUAUCAGUGUAGUGGAAAGAAUAUCAGGCUGGUCCUUAUGAACAAUCUUCUACCUUCUGGCUAUAAAAUACAUUUGAAAUAUGAUUUAAAGGGCUCAACAUUCAAACGUAGAGCAUCCAAGGCUGAGAGAGCUAAAUCCUCUCCAACUUUAAAAGAUCUUGAUUACAUGAAUGAUCAUCCUGAAGGAAUAUUGCUUACUGCAGAUACUUACAAUGCUUUAAUCAAGACCAUUCAGAGAGAUUGUAUAGUUUUGGAAAGUUUUAAGAUCAUGGAUUAUAGUUUACUGCUUGCUAUUCAUAAUAUUGACGAGGCUGCAAGAGAGAGGAAUGAAUCUUCAACAACAAAGGAAGGGGUUAAGACUACACCGGGUGAAAAUCGUAAGGCGAGUGAGAAAAGUACAGAUGAACAAACAAAAGGUUUUGCUUCAGUCGUUCGAAAUCCUUCAGCCCGUAAUCGUGAUGAUUUUGCUGCAUAUUGGGAGGCAAUACCUCAACAUAGAGAUGAUAUUCCAUAUGGCGCUAUACGAGCACAAAACUCCAAAGGGGAUCGUUUAUUAUUAUUCAUUGGUAUUAUUGAUAUUUUACAAAGUUAUCGUUUGAAAAAACGUUUGGAACAUGGUUUCAAGUCAGUUGUUCAGGAUGCAGACUCCAUUUCUGUACAUCGACCAAGUUUCUAUGCCAAGCGGUUUCAGGAAUUCAUGGCUGACAAAGUUUUUCGGAAAAUGUUGGGGACAAAAAGUCAGGUUGCUCGCUCGCCAUCAAAGAAACGAGCAAGUUUCAAUGCUGGACGUACACGAGAUCGUUCAAGAGCGUCAUCUGAUGCAGAGAAACAUUUAAAUGGGAUUAGCGAUGAUAAACAUCUUUCUAACACUGUUCCUGGCGAUGUAUCGUUCAUGGGUGGUGACACGAAAUCCUUGGAUGAAAGUAACCGUCCAAGUACGAAAGGUGACGAUGAAACGACGACGGUAAACGACAAACUGUCAAAGUCUACUGACGAAGUGUCUACGACACAUUACGAAAUUACCACCAAUCGCGCAGUAGAUGAGGGAUCACAUGUUCAUCAUAGUGAGAACGAAGUUUCAUUUCAAAGUUCGAAGAACAAUGAGGAUACAACCGAUUUAUCAAAUUCUGUUCUUAUCGACCAAAGUGAUAUAAAAGUCAUUUUUAAAGUUGGAAAUAACGAUGAUAAUGUACAUCAACCGAUCUCUUCCGAUCGCAUACUCGACGUCAUACCGAAUACUACCGAGACAGAAACAUCCAAUGAUAUUGACGAUGCUGACACUGUUCGUCAUCCGAAUAGCUCCGAUGUCCUAACGACAUCAACCAAUGAGAAUGAGGAUUUGCUUGUUAUGGUAAAAAAUGAUGUGGAAGCAUCGAAAAAUGUCAACGACGUUGUAAAAAAUAAUGAAAAUACUUAAGAAAGUGGAAGUUACUCAUCUGUUGCUAAUUAUUAGUGAGGUACGACAGAAUCCUUGGAGUUUCAUAAUUAUAUGUAACUUUGUCAAGACGUUUAAAGUCAACAUUUUUCUCCAGAGUUACCAUGUAAUCUUUAUAUCCCGAAUCGGAGAUAUCCAGUAUUAAAGAUUUACGAAGAGAUCACAUGUCAGGUACUCACUUGCGUCAUGUUGAAUGUCCUUGUAUUAAAUAUGGAUGAUUUUUCGUGAACGAUUUCAUUUGGAAAAGCAGCAAAGAAAUUGGUUUUUUUUUUGACUUACGACACAUGUAGAAUAAAAUUCUUUGCUUCCGACAGCAGUUUAUGAGAAUUACUGUCUACCUAAAACAACUUAUACCUGUGAAGUUUUGAAGUUCUGAAGCUUUCUAGGAUGAUAUUUUAAAUGUUUAAAAAUCUGGGUAGUAUUACUGUUAUAAUGUGUGAGAAAUAGUCUUAUUUAUCGCGAUGUGUUGAAUGAAUGAAGAUAUGCGUAAAAAGUAACGUUUUUUACUAACAGAAACCGAAAGAGUACAAAAUUUUUGCUAAAUCAAUAAAAAAUGUUCAUUUUAA